This is a messenger RNA of Paramecium pentaurelia, 1708 nucleotides long. NCBI's taxonomy places the organism in Eukaryota, Ciliophora, Oligohymenophorea, Peniculida, Parameciidae. The record is from the annotation of a GenBank genome assembly.
AUGAAAUCCACCAAUACUUAUUAAUACAUUACUAACAAUUCACAUUAAGAACUUAUUGAUUAUUUGAAAUAAGAAAACAAACAAUUGAAUGAUUAACUCAAGGAGCUUAAUAAUCUCCUUCAACUCAACAAAAAAGCCUUAAAAAUAAUGACUCCUUAAAAUAACGAUGAGUAAAAUAAGGCAUUACUAAUGGUCCUCAAGAAUCUUCAAGAAGAAAAUGCCAAAUUAAACUCAUAAAUAGAGAAACUUAUAAUUGAAAGAAAUUAAGCAUAAAACUAAGUAUUAAUCAAUUAAUAAAUCACUGAAGAAGCAUAAAGACAUGAAAAAGAAUUAAUUGUAUCACUUCAAAACAAAAUUACAACAUUAUAAAAUAAUUUAAGCAAGGCUGAAUCUUAAUUAUGCAAAUUGGAAUUCUUAAAGCCAGAAUUUGAUGAAUAGUCUGGUAUUCUUAUUAAAUAUAAAUAAAUUACUGAUAUUAACAAAAUCAAUAAAGAAUUUCAUGAUAAGAUUGAAAUAUUAAAUGAACUCUUAAUAUUAUAAAUUAAAAAGAAUAAAAAAAUUGAAGCUGAAAAAAAACAAUUACAAGGCUUAAAUCUAGUAAAUUUUAUUUUUAAAUUAGAAAUUAAUUACUAAUCUUAUCUCAUUAAAGAAUGCAGCCUUAACAUCUAAUGGAAAUAAAGUUAUUUUAUAAUAACAAUAAUAAAUGGAUCCAUAACCUCAUCAAUUAAUUAAAUGUAACCAUAUAUUUAUUAUAUUUUUUAGUUCAACAAAAUAUUCUUUAUGCAAUGAAUAAGGAUGAAAAUUUAUAUUCAUCUGAAUCUGAAGCUAUGUCUUCUGUUGAUAAUUCUCCUUUGGCUUCACCUUUACCAGUUAAAUAAGAGAACUUUAAAUCAUAAUAGGAAAAUUAAAAGUUUAAAAAUUCUAAAGAAAUUCCUAAACUCAAUCUUAGCUAAGCAAUAAUAAUAUAAGAAUUAAAUGCAAAAAGAUAAAGUUAUUAAGCAUAAGAUAUGAGAAAGGCAACUGAUGGAAACUUAUUAGAUAAAUUGAAAUAAUAUGAUAAAGCAUUAGAAGAACUGAAAAAGAAUUAUUAAAGAGAAAUGACAUUAAAUAAAGCACUUGAAACUACCAAUAAUGAACUUGAAAGACGUUGUGAUAAUUUCGAAGUAAUUUUUAUUUCUUAUGUAUUUAGAAUUAAAUUUAAAUACUUAUUAAUUCUAAUUUAAGAUAUUAAGAGAAAUUGUAGAAAAUAAAUAAACAAUAUCAUUUUUUACAAUAAUUUUACUUAAACAACAAAGAUUAAGUUACAACAACACAAAGUCAUAAUCAUAGAUUCUCAUAAAGUCCUACUGAAUAAUCUUAAGAAUUAGUAUUAGAUACUUCAUUUAUAGAUGCAAAUGAAGCAAUUUUAUCAAAUGAAUAGGAAUUCAAAAAUAUUUAAUAUUAAAUGAUGCAAUAAUAAUAGUAUCAUUAAUAAUUGUUAUAACAUUAAAACUUCUAUUAAUUUUAUUAUCCUAAUAAUGUUGAGGAUGCAUAGAGAUUCCUUUUAGGAUUAGCAGAAUAGAUAUAUAGUGGAUUAUCAGAGAAAAUAGAUUAAAUAAUAUAGGGUUAGAGUAAUUAGAUAAGAGAAUAUGAAAAUAGAAUUAGAUCAUUAAGUGACAUAGUUCAAUAUUAAAAUAGAGUAUAGUAUAAUAAAUAAUAAUAAUAAUGA